ACCGACAAGAACUUCAGAUGAUUAUAAUGGUCAGGUAAGCAUGGGAAACUCCUCAUUUACCUCAGUUCUGUGUUCCUCAGGCAGGACCAAACCACAAAACCAGAGAAAAACCUCUCCCUCUGGGAUCAUGACAAGGCAGCUGCUUCUCCUUUAGAAACAGGAACUUGGGGAAGGUGGUUCCUUGAUGGUCUGUGAUGCCGUCAGAGGAAAUGGGUGGUUAUGAGAACCACAGAGCCUGCAGGUGUGAGCUGGGAGCCCCGAGGACGCUAUGACAAAGCUGAAAGAGCCCUGGGCCUUCUUCCCUGGCCUGGCUGUGCUUGGGAGGGCUGUCCAGUGUUGGGGGGUCCCUAAGGAGCACCAGUCCCCUGUCUCAUCCCAGGUCUACAAACUGCUGACCACAGCAGAUGCAGAGCUACCCAAAGGGUUACCAAAAGCAUCUCCCUGAAGAGUCUCCCAGGCUGAGAGGAUUCUGAGUGUCAUAGGACUAAGGACUUUGGCAGAUGUUCCGAAGGGCCCUCCAACGUCCUAACCUCUCCAACCAAAGCAGGCAUCUAAGCUGAGCCUCCGCCCCAAGCUUUGAUGACAGGAAAUCAAGUAAAUUUCUCUUGGCCAUGUACUUCCGAGUGUUCUGCUGAGGAACGAUGGGAGGUCAACCCAGCAGAGGGAAAACCCUGCCAAGCCCCAGCUCGAGUCCCUCUGUCCAAGAACCGGGCCCUGUGCCCAUGCAAGCAGAGAGAAGCAGGGCCACAGCUGUGGCCCUGGGCACCUUCCCAGUAGGCGAGCACACGGAGCUGCCACUGAGCCUGGGGGAUCCAUUGACCAUCAUCUCUGAAGAUGGAGACUGGUGGACAGUGGUAUCAGAUGCUUCAGGCACAGAAUACAGCAUUCCCAACAGUCACGUGGCCAAAAUCUCCCACGGGUGGCUGUAUGAGGGUCUGAGCCGGGAGAAAGCUGAAGAACUGCUGUUGCUGCCUGGAAACUCUGGAGGUGCCUUUCUCAUCCGGGAGAGCCAGACCAGGAGAGGCUGUUACUCCCUGUCAGUCCGCCUGAGCCGCCCUACAUCGUGGGACCGGAUCAGACACUACAGGAUCCAUCGCCUUGAUAAUGGCUGGCUGUACAUCUCACCACGCCUCACCUUCCCAUCACUCCAGGCCCUAGUGGAUCACUAUUCUGAGUUGGCGGAUGAUAUCUGCUGCCUCCUCAAGGAACCCUGUGCCCUGCGGAGGGCUGGCCCACAGCCUGGCAAGUCCAUACCCCCACCUGUGACUGUGCAGAGCAUGCCACUCAAUUGGAAAGAGCUGGACAGCUCCCUCCUGUUCUCUGAAGCACCUACCCUAGGGGAGUCCCCUCUCCUCAGUGAGGGGCUCCGGGAGGCCAUCAGCUCUUACAUCAGCCUAACUGAUGACAGCUCCUUGGAUGAUGCCAUGGCCCAAAACAGAGGCCAAAAGGGAAUCCAACGCUGCAACACCUAGAUCCCCCGCUCAGCUCACCUUGAGCACUCUAGAGGCAAAUUCAGGGUCCCACUUGCAUUCUGUGCUCCUUCCUCUUUCGGCCCUAAGAAGUCAUUUAACCCCCUCCCAGUGUCACAAAUCCACCUGCAACCUCUAAUUCAAGUACCUCUAAUUCAAGUACAGAUCAGCUGAGAACAGGGACAGGGCUCCAAAGAGACUAAACCUCUGGGGUUUGACCCAGUUUGACCUGAGUUGGGAUUUCCAUCUUUCUCCCCUGCCUACUGAAUCCCCUUCAACACACCCCACAGCUCCACCCACUAGGUAGAAGCCACCAUUCGUAUCAAGAAGAAAAAAAAUCAUUUAAAGAAAAUUUACAAGUCUCACUCAGAAUACCAUACUUCAGAAGGUAGAAGGGACAGGAAAGCAGAUGGGAUGGAUGUCUUCCCACAGCAACAGAACCCAGGAUGUCCAGCCUCUACCUGGACCUCAGAGCAAAGGGGACCCCUGACAGUCCAGGUUCUCAAACAGCCCCAUCAGGCCUCUUCUCUGGACAGUCAUAGCUCCAAGAUCUCUAUUUCAUUUUGUGGCUUAUCAUGUGAACCUGCCUAAGCUUUCCUGGCUACAGUGGCCCUGCCACCUUGUGGCCAAACACAAAAUGGCACCUUCUGGGUCUAGCCCACUGCAGUGAGGUCAGUCACAUCUCAGCACCAGGUGGGGCAUCAGAAGUCACUAAGCUUCUCUCCACAAAACCAAGGCCACAGCCUACACCAACUCUAGCCCUUAAUUUCUCUGCUGCCCAUUAAGGAAAGAGAGGCCUAGCUGGAGCUGCUACAGGAGCAGGGAGAGGAGGUGAAGGAUGAGGUUGGAGGGCAGGGGUCUGAGGCUAGAGGUGAGGUGGGAAAAGCUUUAACAGGUAUCGUCAACAGAUUUUCAAUUAAAGAUUUGAUUUAUUCAAGUACCCGAAAACAUUCUACAAUGGAAACUGUUAUUAGAUGAUGCUUAUACUGUGCUAAUGACCACGCACAUACGGCCACAAUGUUUUCAGAAAACUUGAAAUGCCACUGAUAGUUUAAAAACUGUACACCUGAUGGAGAAGUGAGGAAGACAAUUUAAUGUUUCAUCCGGAUCCAGAGGUGCAUCCAAUUAAAAGACAGCUCCCAUCAGCAAACAGGUGUUUCAUGAUGAUAUCCAAGAAGAAAUGGUUGGUGAUGGACAAUUCAGAAAUGCUUCUCCAAAAGGCAGUUGGUUCUUUAAAAAGUUUCAGAUCACAACCCUUGCAGAAAACACUGAUGCCCAACACACUGAUUCUCGGUCCAGGAAACACAGGUCUUCCAGUUUCCAUGUGACUGGGGUGUCCCUACAAUCAUGUUUCUGUGCUGUAACUAUGACGGUCCUUUGGACCGGACAGAGAGCAGGUGGGGUCUGUAACCAUCAGUCAUAGUGGAUGGCAGUGUAAAAAAUGAUCCAGAUAACCUAGAGAGAAGACAAGCAAUGGUCAUAGAUCACCUGGGUCAACACAGGCCCCUAUUCCACAAAAGAAAUGUGUCAAACAAUGUAUGCACAGUGGGCUUCCAAGGGCUAUUCAGUGCAACUGGACUGGAGGCCUAAACAAUUUCACUGAAAUCAAGCUGUAUCUAACAGAGCCCAGGGUUACCCACCAGUGCUCCCAAAGGGACCACAGACAAGCUUCCCUCUCAACCAAAUAGUGACUGCAGCACUCGGGGGUAGAGUUAUAGAUGUGGAAAUGAUAUGGGUAAAGUAUCAGGAUUAACAACAAACGUGGAAAAGAAACCACCAACAUAUCCUGUCGGCUUGUCAGCUUCACCUCAGACAAAGCAGAGGUUCUCAAAACUGGCUAUUCAUUGCAAUCUCCUGGGACCUUUAGUAUGUAUGCCCAGGCAUCCUCACCCAGAGAUUUUGAUUUUACUGAUUUGGGCUAGGGUCUACAAUUUUUAAAAAAUUAACUUUUGAGAUAUAAUUCACAUUUCAUAAAGUUCACCUUUUAAAGUAUACAAUAAAUAAAUAUAUAUACACACACACACAAUGCAGAGUUUUUAGUAUAUUCACAGCCUAACUGAUUCUGGGACAUUUGCAUCAUCUUCAGUUUCUUCCCAUUUCCUCACACACACACACCCCCACCCCAGCCACUGGCAACCACUAAUCGACUUUCUGUGUGGAUUUGCCUAUUCUGGACAUUUUACAUGUAAAUGGAAUCAUGUAACGUGUUUUUGUGUCUAGCUUCUUUCACUAAGCAUAAUGUUUUAAAAAUUCAAAGUUGUAAUCCCUACCAGUACUUUAUUCCUCUUUACGAUUGAAUACCACAUGGCUAUACAACAUCUUAUUUAUCUACUGA
Mustela lutreola (European mink) is the source of this 3804-nucleotide messenger RNA. RefSeq names its product Src like adaptor 2 (gene SLA2). Bases 642 to 1472 code for a protein of 276 amino acids. The record is from RefSeq and is a predicted model, not a curated record. The transcript has 8 exons. NCBI's taxonomy places the organism in Eukaryota, Metazoa, Chordata, Mammalia, Carnivora, Mustelidae. Gene Ontology annotation, molecular function: protein binding.